Messenger RNA from Besnoitia besnoiti, 849 nucleotides. Its product is annotated as coproporphyrinogen III oxidase. NCBI's taxonomy places the organism in Eukaryota, Apicomplexa, Conoidasida, Eucoccidiorida, Sarcocystidae. The record is from RefSeq and is a predicted model, not a curated record. Bases 1 to 849 code for a protein of 282 amino acids. Gene Ontology annotation, molecular function: coproporphyrinogen oxidase activity. The transcript has a single exon. Gene Ontology annotation, cellular component: cytoplasm; mitochondrial intermembrane space.
AUGGAGCACUCCCCCCGAGGCGAUUUCAAAGAUGACGCGGCAGAACCACUGCGCAAUCCCACCCGACCAAGACUGGCGGUUCUACGCGUGCGGUCUCUCGAUGGUCAUUCACCCAAAAAAUCCGAUGGCCCCCACAGUUCACAUGAACUACAGAAUGUUUCAGAUCUUCAAUGCUCCAAAAAGCCAAAGCGCGACGGAGCGUCCCGGGGGGAACCGGCAGAUGGCGACUCCUUCCUGUGGUGGUUCGGUGGCGGCACAGACCUGUCGCCUUCGUACAUUUUCGAAGACGACUGUGUUUUCUUCCACGAGAAGCUACGUGAGCAGUGCAACCGUCACGAUCCGAAAUAUUAUGCGCGGUUCAAACGGUGGUGCGAUACGUACUUCCGAAACCACCACCGCUCCGAUGCUCGCGGCAUUGGCGGAAUAUUCUUUGAUGACCUGAACGACAAUAUGUUAUCGUCGCCGGAGAAGUUCUUUGCUUUCGCAGAAGACGGCCUGAAGACGUUUAUUGCAGCAUACGUUCCUAUCCUGGCCAAACGAAAAGACGAACCGUUCACUGAACGCGAGAAGAUAUGGCAACAAAUCCGCAGGGGCCGCUACGUGGAGUUCAACUUGGUACAUGAUCGCGGAACAAAGUUUGGACUUCAAGUCCCCGGAUCACGCGUAGAGUCUAUUCUCUUGUCUCUACCGCUCACGGCACGGUGGGAGUACUGUCAUGAGGCAGAAAAAGGGUCAAGGGAAGAAGAAGCCCAACUCCUUUUUGCAGGAAAGCCCCGUGAUUGGAUUCCGAUUGAUGAGACACACCUGGAAGGCUUCUCCUGGCCGACGGAGAGCGGAGCCAGGGUUUAG